Molecule: messenger RNA, 198 nt
Organism: Plenodomus lingam JN3
Lineage: Eukaryota; Fungi; Ascomycota; Dothideomycetes; Pleosporales; Leptosphaeriaceae
Source: RefSeq, a predicted model, not a curated record
AUGAUUUCUAUCAGCCGUUGCAACGGCUCACUUCCCAUUGGUACCGAUACAGCGAGGCUGCAAGCCACAUUGGAGUACCAUCAGCUUGAAGACGAGAAUGAGACAAUCACGGCUCAAGCGCCUGACGAGAUUGCGCCACCGUCGGUUAACUUUUGGUCCAGAACCGCCACUCUAGGGCUGUCUGCUCCAAUCAUCUAG